AUGGUCAAAAAUCCUAUUGACUCUUUUAACGAUUUCAUUGAUGACAAAAUAGUACAAAAGAUCUGCGACGAAACAAAUUUAUAUGCGUUACAAACCAAAGGCGCAGAAUUGAAAGGACUCUGCGAUAACAUUGAUGUGUCACCGGAGUUGUUCAAUGACUUAGAAAUUUGUUUUAAUUUAAGACAACUUAAUCAAACUCCCUUAAUGCUUCGUGCCCGUAGAGCUUUGGACUGCGAUAUGCCGUAUCAAUUACGUUACAUUGGUCAAGCAGAAAUGGACCGAUCUCGACCAACUCUAGUUCGUUCUAGUAUAGACAUCGGAUGUACUUCUUCAGUUUUAGAUUUUCUAACUGAACUAGGUUGUCGCAUUGAUUUUGAAUUCAUUAGUAGAGGCUUCAUGUUUCGUAAGGGCCGGAUGAAAAUAACCGUUGCAAAAAUAAUAAAAAUUAUCCCUGGUAACCAGCAAGAUGUAGGAAGUGAGUCUCUAUCUCAAAGUCAUCUCGUAGAGUUGUCAGUACUAGCACCAAAUGGACAUGAAGCACUUAGUGAAGAAAUGCGUAUAUUUGCUGAACAAUUAAAACCUUUAGUCCAACUUGAAAAAAUGGAUUACAAAAGAUUAGGAUCUUUAUCAUAAAUGAAAUAUAAUAAUUUUAUGUAAAGAUAUAUGUACAAUUAGAAAUAAAUACAAAAAUAUUUAUACUUA
Molecule: messenger RNA, 702 nt
Organism: Teleopsis dalmanni
Lineage: Eukaryota; Metazoa; Arthropoda; Insecta; Diptera; Diopsidae
Product: mediator of RNA polymerase II transcription subunit 18-like
Exons: 3
Coding region: 1-633 (210 amino acids)
Biological process (GO): regulation of transcription by RNA polymerase II; termination of RNA polymerase II transcription
Cellular component (GO): core mediator complex; mediator complex
Molecular function (GO): transcription coregulator activity
Source: RefSeq, a predicted model, not a curated record